AACCGCCGAUUUUUCGAGCCUAUGUGUCGAGAAACCGAAGAGGACGCCAGCUUUUCUUUACGACAAUUACUCCGACUCGGAAGAUAUUCGGAAAUCGGAACUUAAAGCACCAGAGGAGGGUAUAUCUGAACGGAACUCGAUAAAGAACGACCACCCUUUGUUACCGUUGGCAGUAAUGGGUUAUUCUGCAGGUUUUCUCAUCUAUUCGGGCGUCAUGCCCUUGCUGAAGAUGUUCCUCACCAUCUUCUUCGGGUUUUGGCUGACGAGAAAAGGUUUCUUCACGUCCGCUGCGUCUAGAGGAACCUCCCAGGUAACAAUGAACGUCGCGCUGCCUGGCCUGCUCUUCUCGAAUAUCGUCCCUGCCUUCAACAAGCAAAACGUGUCGGCCAUGGGUCCACUUUUCUUGGUCGCCUUUGUCUACAUGGCCUUGGGACUCUUAUUCGGCGCGCUCAUCCGCGAGUUCUGUUAUGUUCCACGAAAUUUUUGGGCUGGGAUCUUGAUGGCAACAGCUAUGAGUAACUGGGGAAACUUGCCCACGGCUGUGGUUCUCACUGUCACAGAGCAAAAGCCCUUCGAUCCUGAUACAGACCCACAACUUGGCGUGUCGUACGUUUCAAUCUUUAUUCUUGCGUACAACAUUAUCAUGUGGAUUGGCGGCGCGGCGAACACGCUUGCCUGGGACUACGCUCCAGGUGUACCUCAAGGCGACGAAGCCAACGUUCAUGUCAGCUGGCGCGAAAAGCCCAUAGCCGCUUUCUUCCUGCGAUCGCGGGAAAAGCUCCUUGCCCGACCGAAGAAUUCUGAUUGUGAGAAGGCUGACGACGAGAAGGAAGCAGACUCGGAGAUGGAGACCGACCCUGAGAUACAGCUUGCACGCAGGGCCUCGAGGUUAUCCGCCAAUUCUCCUCGACCGAGACGACCUUCUGCUGGUGUUAGUACUCGUCCACGGGCAGGCUCGUUACUUCCAGCGCCGAACACGUCCCAGUCUUCCUUGAAAGAGCUUCCGGACACCGCUGUACAGAGUCUGAAGAGCUCAUCAGUAGCGGGUGCACAGGAACAUGAGUUUGCGGAGGAGGAGGAAGAAGAGAAGCCUGGUCGUUUCGCGUCCCUCUUCCCCCCUUUUUUGCGAAGAACCUUCAAACCCUUGUCGAGUCUGUUCACGCCCAUCACGAUGAGCAUGUAUAUUGCCAUCCCAGUCUCGCUCAUCCCACAACUCAAAGCGCUGUUCGUUGAGGUCGACGGUGGUCCAUACUAUCAUGGUCCAGACGGGAAUCCACCAUUGACGUUCAUCAUUAAUACAGCUGAGUUCGUCGGAAACAUUACUGUCCCAAUGGCUCUGAUCUUGUUGGGUGCUUCAUUCGCGCGCAUGAAGAUCCCGCGUCCAUUCAGUAAAAUGCCGUUACCUGCGAUGUUUUGGGUGUCGUUCUGUAAACUGGCUUUGCUCCCGGUAAUUGGUAUACUUCUUACACAGGUGUUAACACACCGCGGUGUUAUACCCAAGGACGCACUCGUCGAGCGUUUUGUUGCGAUGCUUUUGAGCGGAACGCCGUCAGCUGUGAAUCAGCUGAUUGUAACACAACUAUAUGCAAAAGAUCACGACCUAGACACACUAUCCGCUUUCCUAUUAUUACAAUACAUCUUUAUGUUCAUUUCAACUGCUACUAUAACUGCAAUAGCGCUUUCACUCCUAUAGACUCUGGAAUCGACCACGCGUGUUGGCUUAGGACCUACCCAACUAGACACAUAGACAGACUUCUACUUGCAUGCAGUUUCAUUAACGUAUAUAGCAUUUUUCGCGUUUUGUAGAUUACGCAGGUGAUAUCAAAACACUGAGCCUGACUUGAAUCGACUGAGAGCGACAGAGGAGAAUCAACGGGACCAAGGUUUUUCAAUUGGCGCUCCGUAAAGUUCUUCUGCUUCUGUCAUCACUUCUUCAUGCCCAUCUAAAAUGACGUCUGUAAAAAAACGAAGGAAACAUCAGAUACAGGAACGUACGAAGUUCGAACCGGG
Messenger RNA from Desarmillaria tabescens, 2010 nucleotides. RefSeq names its product auxin efflux carrier. Gene Ontology annotation, cellular component: membrane. The coding region runs from base 176 to 1693 and encodes 505 amino acids. The record is from RefSeq and is a predicted model, not a curated record. Gene Ontology annotation, biological process: transmembrane transport. The transcript has 13 exons. Lineage: Eukaryota; Fungi; Basidiomycota; Agaricomycetes; Agaricales; Physalacriaceae.